Arabis nemorensis is the source of this 2385-nucleotide messenger RNA. The record is from the annotation of a GenBank genome assembly. Lineage: Eukaryota; Viridiplantae; Streptophyta; Magnoliopsida; Brassicales; Brassicaceae.
AUGCUACUACGGACCAUUUCGGCCGCCACCGCCGGCGCCGAGACAAGCGUCGGAGUGAUAAACAAGAACAACUUCUUCGAUCUCUUCAAAAGAUCAACUUCUCUCUCUCACCUUACUCAGACCCAUGCUCAGAUCAUUCUCCAUGGCUUCCGAUACGACAUCUCAUUGCUCACCAAGCUUACCCAGCGACUCUCCGACCUCGGUGCCAUUUACUACGCACGAGACAUCUUCCUCUCCGUUCAGAGACCUGACGUUUUCCUCUUCAACGUCCUCAUGCGUGGUUUCUCCAAUAAUGAAUCACCUCACACUUCGCUUUCUGUUUUUGCCCAACUAAGAAAAUCCACUGAUCUCAAACCCAAUAGCGCCACCUACACUUAUGCUAUCUCCGCUGCUUCGGGUUUUCGUGACGCGAGAGCUGGCCGUGUGAUUCAUGGUCAAGCGGUCGUUGAUGGGUUUGACUCGGAAUUACAUGUUGGGUCGAAUAUCGUUAAGAUGUACUUCAAGUUUUCUCGAGUCGAUGAUGCUAGGAAGGUGUUCGAUAGAAUGCCUGAGAAAGACGCGGUUUUGUGGAAUACCAUGUUAUCUGGGUACCGAGAGAAUGAAAUGUAUGAAGAAUCUAUACAGGUUUUCAGAGAUCUGAUCAAGGAGAGCUGUACCCGUUUGGACUCAACAACUGUGUUAAAUAUUCUUCCUGUUAUUGCAGAGUUACAGGAGCUGAGACUCGGGAUGCAAAUCCAUAGUCUUGCGACGAAAACAGGAUCCUACUCACACGAUUUUGUUCUUACCGGUUUUGUCUCAUUGUACUCAAAGUGUGGAAAGAUUGAUGUGUUAAGUACUCUGUUUCGAGAGUUUUGUAUACCAGAUGUUGUAGCUUACAACGCAAUGAUUCACGGGUACACAUCAAAUGGCGAGACUGAGCUUUCCUUGAGGCUAUUUAAAGAGAUGAUGUUAUCAGGAGCAAGGUUGAACUCAAGCACGCUGGUGAGUCUGAUCCCUGUCUCUGGUCAUCUUAUGCUUAUAUAUGGCAUUCAUGGUUACAGCCUGAAAUCGAAUUUCCUGUCUCACGCAUCUGUCUCGACUGCUUUAACCACGGUUUACAGUAAAUCGAAUGAGAUAGAAUCAGCGCGGAAGAUUUUUGAUGAAUCUCCGGACAAAAGCUUGGCAUCUUGGAAUGCAAUGAUCUCGGGUUAUACCCAAAACGGGUUGACAAAUGAUGCGAUAUCUCUAUUUAGAGAAAUGCAGAAGUCUAUGUUUAGUCCAAACCCGAUCACAAUAACUUGUAUUUUAUCGGCUUGUGCGCAGUUAGGAACGUUGAGUUUGGGGAAAUGGGUACAUGGUUUAGUAAGGAGUACAGAUAUUGAGUCUAGCAUAUAUGUGUCUACAGCUUUGAUUGGUAUGUAUGCCAAGUGUGGAAGCAUUGCAGAAGCACGCCGGUUGUUUGACUUGAUGCCAAAGAAGAAUGAAGUUACAUGGAACACGAUGAUUUCAGGUUAUGGCCUCCAUGGACAUGGACAUGAAGCUCUGGAUAUCUUCUCUGAGAUGUUGAGUUCCGGCAUUGCACCAACGCCAGUCACUUUCCUCUGCAUUCUUUACGCUUGUAGUCAUGCUGGCCUGGUCAAAGAAGGUGAUGAGAUAUUCAAUUCCAUGAUCCACCAGUAUGGUUUUGAACCAUCAGAUAAGCAUUACGCCUGUAUGGUUGAUAUUCUUGGUCGAGCAGGACACUUGCAGAGAGCAAUGCAGUUUAUAGAGGCAAUGCCGGGUGAGCCAGAUCCUUCCGUGUGGCAAACACUGCUGGGAGCUUGUAGGAUUCACAAAGACACAAACCUUGCCCGUACUGUCUCUGAGAAACUGUUUGAGCUAGAUCCAGACAAUGUAGGAUACCAUGUUUUGCUGUCGAAUAUUCACUCAGCUGAUAGGAAUUAUCCACAGGCUGCUACGGUCAGACAAACCGCAAAAAACCGGAAACUAGCCAAGGCUCCUGGGUAUACCUUAAUAGAAAUAGGUGAGACUCCUCAUGUCUUUACAUCAGGUGAUCAGUCACAUCCGCAGGCAAAAGCAAUCUAUGAGAAGCUGGAGAAGCUCGAAGGGAAAAUGAGGGAAGCUGGGUAUCAACCCGAGACUGAGUUGGCCUUGCACGACGUGGAGGAAGAAGAAAGGGAGCUGAUGGUAAAGUUUCACAGCGAGAGGCUAGCCAUUGCCUUUGGACUCAUAGCCACUGAACCAGGAACUGAAAUCCGGAUCAUAAAGAAUCUCCGGGUCUGUUUAGACUGUCACACCGUAACUAAACUCAUCUCAAAAAUCACAGAGAGAGUAAUUGUUGUUAGAGACGCCAACCGCUUCCAUCACUUUAAAGAUGGUGUCUGUUCUUGCGGAGAUUACUGGUAG